CCCGGGCCAGGCUAGCAGGCGGGUGGCUGAGACGCCUCCACCUCCUCUUCCUAAAGCGGCGAGGCGCAGAGGAGCGGCAUCACUCGAGCCCAGGUCCCAGCCACCACCACUCACAGCCCUCGGCGUUCAGGAAGACGAGCAGCAGCGGAGGCGGCUGCUUCAGUGGCGGGCGGGCGCCAGAAAGGCCCCUAUCGACACGCCUGGCAGGGCCGCCGAACUACCCCUGGAGGAGGAGCCAGUCCGAACUCAAGGCGCCACCGCCGCAGAAGCCGAGCGAGGCUACAGUCGCCUCCAUGGCCCACUCACCGGUGGCUGUCCAAGUGCCUGGGAUGCAGAAUAACAUAGCUGAUCCAGAAGAACUGUUCACAAAAUUAGAGCGCAUUGGGAAAGGCUCAUUUGGAGAAGUUUUCAAAGGAAUUGAUAACCGUACUCAGCAAGUGGUUGCUAUUAAAAUCAUAGACCUUGAGGAAGCCGAAGAUGAAAUAGAAGACAUUCAGCAAGAAAUAACUGUUUUGAGUCAGUGUGACAGCUCAUAUGUAACAAAAUACUAUGGGUCAUAUUUAAAGGGGUCUAAAUUAUGGAUAAUAAUGGAAUACCUGGGUGGCGGUUCAGCACUGGAUCUUCUUCGAGCUGGUCCAUUUGAUGAGUUCCAGAUUGCUACCAUGCUAAAGGAGAUUUUAAAAGGUCUCGACUAUCUGCAUUCAGAAAAGAAAAUUCACCGAGACAUAAAAGCUGCCAAUGUCUUGCUCUCAGAACAAGGAGAUGUUAAACUUGCUGACUUUGGAGUUGCUGGCCAGCUGACAGAUACACAGAUUAAAAGAAAUACCUUUGUGGGAACUCCAUUUUGGAUGGCUCCUGAAGUUAUUCAACAGUCAGCUUAUGACUCAAAAGCUGACAUUUGGUCGUUGGGAAUUACUGCUAUUGAACUAGCCAAGGGAGAACCACCUAACUCCGAUAUGCAUCCAAUGAGAGUUCUGUUUCUUAUUCCCAAAAACAAUCCUCCAACUCUUGUUGGAGAGUUUACUAAAUCUUUUAAGGAAUUUGUUGAUGCUUGCCUGAACAAAGAUCCAUCAUUUCGUCCCACAGCAAAAGAACUUCUGAAACACAAAUUCAUUGUAAAAAAUUCAAAGAAGACUUCUUAUCUGACUGAACUGAUAGAUCGAUUUAAGAGAUGGAAGGCAGAAGGACACAGUGAUGAUGAAUCUGAUUCUGAGGGCUCUGAUUCGGAAUCUACCAGCAGGGAAAACAAUACUCAUCCUGAAUGGAGCUUUACCACCGUACGAAAGAAGCCUGAUCCAAAGAAAGUACAGAAUGGAGCAGAGCAAGAUCUUGUGCAAACCCUGAGCUGUUUGUCUAUGAUAAUCACACCUGCAUUUGCUGAACUUAAACAGCAGGACGAGAAUAAUGCUAGCAGGAAUCAGGCGAUUGAAGAACUCGAGAAAAGUAUUGCUGUGGCUGAAGCCGCCUGUCCUGGCAUCACAGAUAAAAUGGUGAAGAAGCUAAUAGAAAAAUUUCAAAAGUGUUCAGCAGACGAAUCCCCCUAAGAAACUUAUUAUUGAUGUCUAUUUCAUACAGUACUAGAGAGACCCACCAAAACUACUUCAAGCUUAACAAUGUUUAACUCAUGAGCUCCAUGUGCCUUUUGGAUCUUUGCAACACUGAAGAUUUAGAAGAAGCUAUUCAACUAUUUUGCGAUGGUGUUUAUCAUUUUAUAUUUUGAAAGGAUUAUUUCCUAAAGAAUAACUUUUAAUAGCAUAGUUUCACCUGUAUUCUAGUAAAUGUUGAGACACCGUUUUGCUUUAAGUAUCACUAUUUCUUAAGUUACUAGGAUGAAUACCUUUCCCGUUUUGACCUUUAGUUAACUUUACACUCCUGAAACAUACAGGUCUUUCAAAGUCAUUCUAAAUAUUCAACUUUUGUAAAUUAUCAAGCUUCAGAAAGCUUAUUUGAAAAAAAAAAAGCCAUGCAUAUUCUAAAAAUUACUGUUGGUGGGGAGGUGUAAAUAAGUCAUACCUUCUUAAAACAAAUUUUUAAUAAAGUCUUAGAAAUUAAACCUGUAAAAGUAUCUUCUUAAAACAAAUUUUUAAUGACAUCUUAGAAAUGAAACCUGUAAAAGUCUUGACUCUUCUACCAAGUUGGCAUGAUAUUCCAAAGCUCAAUGAUAAUCACAUUUGAGACCCUGUGUUUGAAGCAUUUACAGGCAAUGUACAGCAACAGUGGUAGCUCUUGGUGUGUGGUAUUUACAUUCUCUUUUAGGUAGAAGAGGCAAUUUUAACCCUUAUUUAACAUGGUUAGAAAUAGAAAGCAAAAUCAUUUAGCCAAGGAUAGGUGUUUGGUAAUGUUGGAGGAGUUAGUCUGGCUUCAUGUUUUACAUCUUCAACUAAUAGCCCAUACUAUCUACUUGGAUUUGGAGAGCCUAAAAAUAAAGCUGAUUGUCAUGUGAUUAAAUACCUGAUCAACAGGUAUGAAUAUAACUUAUACCAGCAUAUUUUUGCCAUGAUAAUGAAUUGUCCUAUAAACUAUUUAUAUAUUUUUGUUCUUCAUAAUUAUCAGUAAUAAGCAUAAGUUUGUUGUUUUUAAAAGGAUAUUUAAGUGAGCAUUUUCUAGUUCGUAUGAAAACAACCGUAGUAUAGGAUUAUUUCUGUCCACACAAAGACAAGUUAGAUUGCACAGUUAAUUUUCGCUUGUAUUUAUGGUACUAUUGAGUGGGUGAUGACUUUUUUUUUAAAGCCCAGUACAUAUAUUAUGCCUGCCUAAGUUCUGAACUGGGGCUACAUUUCAGUAGUUGUAGAAUUAUUGAUAUUAACUAGUUUCGAUAGUUAAUGUUUUGUUGUUUGGAUCUGUGCAAUUUGGUUUUUGCACAAAAGUCAUUUUUUAAAAAUCUGAGUAAUUGACAAAUAUUAGAAGAAAGAUAUUCCUCCUGUAAGGUAUAGUUUUUCGUCAAAGUGGCCAUUACAUCCUCUUUUUACAUAAUAUAGAUACUUGAGAAAAUUGUGGUGUUAUGUGCUAAGAAAAUUCUUUUCAUUAGUACCUAUACUGUAACAAUUACUUUUAGUGCAUUGUAUUUUGAAGUAAUGGUUCAGUUAAAAAUUUCACCUGCUGUGUAACUGAAACACAAUUAUAGCUUAUAAUCUGUAGAAGUCUGGAAAUAAUUUUGCAACUCAUGCCAUGGAUUAAAUGAAUAUUUUUAUAAAAGUAAAAGCAACAAAUUUAUAAAUUGAUUAUUGGAAACUUUACAACACAAUUGCAUCCCAAAUACAAAUUGUAUUGCUUAUUCAUUAUAGCUUUUAGUCCUGUAAACUUUCUAGGUGAAGCAUACUCCAGUGUUUUGGGGGUUUUGAAAAUAAAUAUUUAAAUUUCACAGUC
Messenger RNA from Saimiri boliviensis boliviensis (Bolivian squirrel monkey), 3366 nucleotides. RefSeq names its product serine/threonine kinase 26 (gene STK26). Lineage: Eukaryota; Metazoa; Chordata; Mammalia; Primates; Cebidae. The record is from RefSeq and is a predicted model, not a curated record. Gene Ontology annotation, biological process: protein phosphorylation; negative regulation of cell migration. Gene Ontology annotation, cellular component: cytoplasm; Golgi apparatus. Gene Ontology annotation, molecular function: protein serine/threonine kinase activity; ATP binding.